AUGGACUCAAAAAACAACAGUGCCAUUGCGGUGACUUACGAACAUAAGACUGUUGAACGCGGGCGUGAUUUUCGAUGGGCUCUUUUCCCGGAGAUCACGAAAACGAACGUGAAGCUUGACCAAGGUCUUUUUGAAUUCAACUUUGUCCUUCCAGAUCGUGGGACGACAAAUGAAGAAUGGGCGAGUCGUUGUAGCGAAUACAUAUCAGACAUGGAACUUGGCUUACCGAUGGGCUUGCGGACUACGCUAGCAACGCAGGUGCUCACCCAAGCACAACCAAGAAUAGUUGGUCCUGGCUUUGAAACGUUCGCGACUCUUGGUCGAGGCAAAUAUGGCAUAGUCCGUCUCGUAAAGAAUGUGUCGACAGGAGCAAUUUAUGCCUGCAAGUUUUUUCAUCAGGUUCUUAGAGGGGCCGAGUCGUAUGAUAUCGCCUGUAAGCGGGAGAUCUCCAUGCUCAAGAACUACUGCAACCACGAGAAAAUCAUCCAGUAUAGACAUAAUUCUUGCCUUGAUGGAUUCCAUCACUUGAUCAUGCCUUUGAUGGAAGGCGGAACCGUAGCUGAACAACAGAAGACAAAAGCCUAUACUUACUGGGAGACAUCAGCCAUUCUUCAGCAGUGCCUAGAAGGUUUAAAGUACCUUCAUGGAAAUGACAUUGUCCACAGGAACAUCAACCCCCACAACAUCCUCGUCGACAGCGGAAACCGAGCACGUGUGAAGAUUGGUGGCUUCAGCCUAGCAAAGCACGGUCAAAGCUUUUCAACACCACCAGAAGGAUCUGUGCGAUACAGAGCUCCUGAGCAGUGGGAUGGACCGGACGACGCAAAAAAUAGACCCGUCGUGGAUGUCUGGGCCCUUGGCCUGGUCAUCUCAGAUCUAGCAGGCUUUAGUCCCGAGACACCCACCAUCAUCAAUGGACCAGAAUACUGCCAGCUGAUAGUGGAUACGAUGUUAGCAUGGCAGAGGAGUCCUAAACUCGUGGACGGUGCUUGGGAGGAGCACAUAGCCGAUCCAGAUAAUUAUACUGUACUGGAAUUGGUCUACGACUGUCUUCUAUACAUGCUGGAACGGAACCCAGGCGAAAGAUACUCUACCACCGAGAUGUUUCAACGGACAAGGCUUAUGGAAAUAUUCUCCAAGUGGCCGGAAAACGUUCUUGAGCUCCAAAAUGACGUCUGGGCCAUUCAAGCUGGGGAUCUCGAUUCUUAG
Molecule: messenger RNA, 1209 nt
Organism: Bacidia gigantensis
Lineage: Eukaryota; Fungi; Ascomycota; Lecanoromycetes; Lecanorales; Ramalinaceae
Exons: 3
Coding region: 1-1209 (402 amino acids)
Biological process (GO): protein phosphorylation
Cellular component (GO): cytoplasm
Molecular function (GO): ATP binding; protein serine/threonine kinase activity
Source: RefSeq, a predicted model, not a curated record